UUGUGACGUCACAUUAAUUUGUUUUUCUAUAGUUAAUGAAUCACCGUCGCAAAAUUUCUUGUUUUCAUUAGUAAAUCUGCUGCCUAGGGCGAAGUUGAGAGAUGUUUUCCAGCGGCCCCAACUACAACAAACUGAAAACCAAUCUUCGAUUGGCUCUGAAUCGCCUGAAAUUGCUGGAGAAAAAGAAGGCGGAGCUGACUCAAAAGUCAAGGAAGGAGAUAGCCGACUACUUGGCCACGGGAAAAACGGAGAGGGCUCGGAUUCGUGUGGAGCAUAUUAUAAGGGAGGACUACCUGGUGGAGGCCAUGGAAAUGGUGGAGAUGUACUGUGACCUGUUGCUCGCAAGAUUUGGCCUUAUCACCCAGAUGAAGGAACUGGACACCGGGAUCGCCGAGCCUGUAGCCAGUUUAGUGUGGGUGUGUCCACGUCUGCAGAGCGAUAUAGCGGAGCUAAAGAUCAUAUCGGAUAUUUUUGUGACCAAAUACGGUCCGCAAUUCGCCGAGCAAUCGAGAACGGCCACAGGGGAGCAUUAUGUAUCGGAGAAAUUGAUGCACAAGCUCACAUUGCAGGCGCCGCCCAAGCUUCUGGUGGAAAAGUACCUCAUUGCCAUAGCUAAGAACUACAACAUCGAGUACGAACCGGAUCCACAAGUCAUGCAGGAGGAGCAGCCACAGCAGCCGCAUCUUAUUGACCUAUCCGAUCGGAACAACUUGAGUGGAGGCGGUGGUGGUGCUCCUCCUCCGCAAAUGGGCUUCAUUGGUUAUCCGGCUAUGCCACAACUGCCCGAUAUGCCGGUACCGCCAAGCACCAAGCCUUUCAACUACCCACCCUUUGGUGGCGGAGGAGGAGGCGGUGGAGCCGGAGCAUGUGCUGCACCACAGCCGUUUCAGCCACCUCCUCCAUUUGCUUACAACAUACCGCCCAAUCAGCCGGCACCACCUGCGGUCUUACCUGCUAAAUGCGCUGAGGAGAAAGAUCUGAACACCAACUUCAUCAAUAGUGAAUCGAACAAUACGGAUGGCUCGGGCAGCCCGGAUGAGAAUAUUUUGCGCCCCAAACCUGAAAAUGAUCCGCCUCCGCGUUACACCUCUAUUAAUCCUGUAAAUCUCCAGAAUGCCAACAAACCCAAACCUCAACCCCGAUCUAAGCUGCCGCCGGGUAAUCCCACUCUGCCAAGUGCUCCUCCGCCGUUGGAUUUCCCCUCGCUGCCCAACGUGCCCAACGAUCUACCGGAUAUCCCGGGUGCUGAAAAGAAAAACGACGAGGAAGAGAUUGAUUUCGACGAUCUCUCACGCCGCUUUGAAAACCUCAAGAAACGAAAGUAGAGCUGGCCUGCAGACCCAUUCUUAAUUUUACAGUAUAUUUGUUAUAAUCUCUGUCCUUCUUUAUAUACAUAAUCACAAAAAGAACUUCAGAUCCUUUUUAAUUAUUAAUCCUAUUAAAAAGCUUGACAGUUAAACUUGUUGUCCUAUCCUUCAAACGUAUUUUUCCCACAACUUUUCAUUACUAACAAUCACUUGGACCCGUAUAUGUAAAAUAAAUAGCUAGUAUCUGAUUCAAAUUAAAGCCCAUGAAGAUAUUUGUGAGCUUAAUCUGAAAUCCCAAUUCAUCACAUUUUAUGUUAAAAAUUUAUAAAAGCUAUCUAUUGCUUCUUCUGUAAUCUCGAUGAUUCAUUUAUAAACUCGCAAAAAGAAAUACGAUCAACUUAAAGCGGCAAUGACAUCCUACUCCAUUCUCGUAUUAUGCCAGCAUAUAAUUAAAUAAAUGUAAGAUUGUCCCAGA
Molecule: messenger RNA, 1782 nt
Organism: Drosophila rhopaloa
Lineage: Eukaryota; Metazoa; Arthropoda; Insecta; Diptera; Drosophilidae
Gene: Ist1
Product: IST1 homolog
Exons: 5
Coding region: 102-1325 (407 amino acids)
Biological process (GO): protein transport
Source: RefSeq, a predicted model, not a curated record